This is a messenger RNA of Trifolium pratense (red clover), 3366 nucleotides long. RefSeq lists its product as uncharacterized. Bases 1618 to 3159 code for a protein of 513 amino acids. Gene Ontology annotation, biological process: protein desumoylation. Gene Ontology annotation, cellular component: nucleus. The transcript has 10 exons. NCBI's taxonomy places the organism in Eukaryota, Viridiplantae, Streptophyta, Magnoliopsida, Fabales, Fabaceae. Gene Ontology annotation, molecular function: deSUMOylase activity. The record is from RefSeq and is a predicted model, not a curated record.
UUUUCUUGGUUACCUUCACAAAGAGGUGUGUAAAGAGCACACCUGAUGUGGAUCCAAUUAAAAUUAGCCAGCUGUAUUAUUUAUUUCUCUUUUUAAUUUACAGAUUUGGUUUAUAAACUUUUGUUAUUUUCACAAUUGACCACAUUGCAUUAAUGACUCUCAAUCUUUUCAAUAAAAUUGUUGGUGUCACUUUUCUUUUUUUUCUUUCACAAAAAACAAAAAAUUGUUUCUAUCACCUAGAGAACAGAGAACACGCUCCAUCUUCUUUCUCUGGUUUUUCUUUGUUUCCUAUUCUUCUUCUCCAUACCCAUUUUGCUGCUUCAUACAAGUUGAAUUUCACUUCAUCAUCUUAUGAAUCAAACUUGUGUUCAUCGAAUUAGCAUCCUACACAAAUCAACCAAUCUUUCUAUCUCUACCACAAGAUUUACAAGUAAGUUACUCUAUCUCUUGAUUUUUUGGGUUUUUCACUUCCUUUAGUUUUAGGUUAGUUUUGUGUUUGGUGCUUUGAUUUGUUGCUGAAUUUUGCACUGUGGGUAUUAGAGUGCAUUUACUUAAGAUAAGGCUCCAUGAAAUUAUAGGACAAGCCUUGAUCUAGUAUAAAAGACAAAGAUUUUAUAAGAGGGAUAUGUUUUAAUUAAGUUAGAAUGUAAUAAUUAUAGCUAAAAUAAUUGAUGAAUUAUUGGUGUGUGUGAGUAUGGAAUGAAGAACAGAAACUCAAUUAUUGCCUUGCGGUUCACAAACAAUCAUCGUUGUUCGCUGUUGACUACUAACAGUGAUAGUGAUAGGCUAUAACAAAAAAUUAUGACUAUUGAGUAAAACGAGUUCCAGCUCUUGCCUUUGUUUUGUUCCCGAAUUUUGCACUGUGAGUGCCUUGUUUUGUGCUUGUUCGGUUACCACUUUUAUAGUGGAUUGUAUCCUUGCUUCUUCAAACACUCCUUGUGUUUUGUUGAAGUUUAUCUAAUAAAAUUAUUGUUGUUUCAAAAACAAAAAAGUUUAUACCUUCAAAGAAUUGAAAUUGGAUUGGUUCUCUCAGCCAUAUCAAUGUUAAUAGCUGGUUUUUUUUUCUUCUUAUAAGCAAUAGCUGGUUUUGUUGAAAAGCAUUAAGGUAGAUAGUAUAUAGCUUUUACCAAUGACUGUGUUUAGUUAGGUUUUCAAUAUGCUUUUAAAACUUACAAAUUUAGUAUCAAUAAGGCCCCUGCAAAUAAUAAAUACAGGACGAAAGAACAUACAUGGAUAGUGGCUACAAAACUAUGCAAUCUGAACAAAAUCCAACAAUGACAAUAAUCCGGUUCACAAUUUCAAUUAAAAAAACAAGCUAUGCAAUCAGAUACAUUAGUUAGUCGAUGUAUUUAAAAUUGAUUUAAUUUUAUUUUUAAAAUUUGUUUUCAACGUUAAUAUGGAAUAUGAAUAGACUUUUAUAUUUCCUUUAACCAAAAAAAAAAAGUGAAUAGACUUUAGCCCCUAAACAGCAUCGUUAUUCCUUAGUUCUGCUUAGCUUAUGUUUCCAAUGCAUUUGCACAAUACCCAACCGAUGCCAACUUCUGUUGCAAUCCAAAGGAAUAUGAAGCACCACACCUUAAGAAUCACCACACCUUCAUCUAUUCACCUUAUAAAGCAAUGGCAAAUGAAUCAGAAGCACCACACCACACCUUCAAAAUGGAGAACAAUGGCAAACGAAAACGAAAAGAAGAUGAGAAUGGUUCUAUAUCCAUUACAUCUCCACUGUCUACCAAAAGAGAAGUUAGGGAAGAUUUGGAUACUGAAGUUAAGCAAAUUUCCUUUGUAAAUUUGAUCUCAGAAAGUGACAAACAAUCUAACCUGCAAUCCAAAGAGCAAAAAUCUAACAUGCAAUCCAAAGAGAAAAAUGGAUAUUUUGAUGAUUGGAAUCCCAACUUCUUUAGGCCAGCAAAUUGUGAUGUCAAAGAGGGUUUAAUUCAAAGGGUAACAACAUUGGAGAUGGUUGUUCCAAGUAUAUUAAAAGCAAUAGAAGAAUUGAAGGAGAUGAUAAAGACAAUAUCUUGUACACAUAACACACCUUCGCGGGGAGUUCCACAUGAAGAGCCCAAGCCCAAGGGAAGUGUUCGACUAUUGUUCCCUGAAAAAGGUGACAAAUCUCCUAUCGUAUUAACUGAGACACUAACAGGGAGUUACACUGUUACACCUAGAAAAGGAAAAGAAACUCACUCCAAAUUAGUUGGACCAACUAUCCCCAAGUGGUUACCUCUAAUGUUUCAUCCAAAGAAGAAAAUGGAAUUAAAUCAUGAAGAAUGCAAUUUGGCAAUCUAUAUAUUUGGUUGUCCACCUAAUCAAGAAACUGACCGGUUAGCUUUCUUUUCAUUUUGUUUUGGCUUUUGUAAUUUCCAUGAAUUUAUGAUUUAUGUACAUUUAUUUUAUCUUGUUAAUUGUUGUAGGGAGGAAAUCAUGAUUUCUACAGAUCUCUGGUAUCAACAUGGAACAAGGAACUUGUUACAGAGUUUGAAGCCCCAAAAAAUGAUUUCUCAAGAUGUAAUUGAUUUUGCUGUGUGCAUGCUGACUUAUGAUGCGAAAAAGGAUACAUGUAACCCUAAAAAUUGGUUUCUACCAAGCACUUUAUCGCAAUUCGUGUUGUCAUGGAAUUCACCAGUUGAAAAGAUGAAAAAAUACUAUAAAGGACGGUUUAUGGGGAAUGCUGAUGUGAUUUCAAAGAUAUUUUUACCGAUACAUGACUUGGAGAAUCUCCACUGGUACCUUUUGGUAAUUGACUUUGUAAGAAAAGAAUUGGUUUAUCUCGACUCAUACCGAAAUUCCUCUGUGGUUAGAAACAGAAUUACAAGUAUCAAAACAUUGUCUACUUUUAUGGAACAAUUGUUGAUGGAUCCCUCUUUCUAUGAUACCGAUUCAAACUAUGGCAAAAGAAUAACAGAGUUCAAAUUAGUCACUCCAAAAGGUUUGGGACGUCAAGGGGAAGGAUCGAAUGAUUGUGCGGUUUGGGUGAUUAAUUGGAUGAUGCAACAGGGAGAGAAUGAAUAUAAGAUUGAAGUGGAUGAAGGAUCAAGACUGAAAAUUGCUCUACAACUGACACUUCAUCCUUUCAACAAAAAUAGAGAUUUGAUGCUAACAAAAUCUUUGGAACACAAGCAAGCUUUUGUGAAAGGAAAUGAUCUGGAGGAGAAGAAUUGAAACUAUUUGUAAUUCAUGUCGAUUCUAUAAUGAUGUUAUGCCUUAGUUCGUAAACGCUUUUUUUGGUGGAUUUUAGUUGGAGAUUCUGUAAUGAUGUUAUUUCUUAGUUCGUAAAUGUUUUUUGAUGGAUUUUAGUUGGAGAUUCUAUAAUGACAUUAUUGAAUAUUUACACCACAAUUUAAGUUAUUGGUAUUUUUUUGUGUGGAU